AUGCAGACAUUGCCGGGCCAGAUCUAUACUGAGCUAUUUUACAAAAACCUGGGGCACAUGGCAAAAUCUGGACGUUGCGAGCUCUCUCCCGAUGAGGAAGGCUGUGACGUUUUCUUUCAAAUAUGCAUCUGGAAAGGCACAGCAUUUUCCUCACCAAUCUGUGAUGUCGGCAGACACACAACACGGACAUUUGAAGAUGCUCAGAAUGUCAUUCUUGCCGAGGAAAGCUUUAUACAAUUUCCGCUGAAAAACUAUCCCCCCCCUAUGAUCCGGCUACGAGUAGAGGCCUGGGACAAAGACCGAAAUUCACCGCAUGACCACAUUGUCUCCUUUGUUUCUGAGGUGGUGGAAUUGGACAGUCGUGCGUCCUUUAAAGGCGUUAAGCUCAUAAAGGUAGAUGAAACACCAGAUAACAAGGACGUUCAGUAA
Dibothriocephalus latus is the source of this 429-nucleotide messenger RNA. NCBI's taxonomy places the organism in Eukaryota, Metazoa, Platyhelminthes, Cestoda, Diphyllobothriidea, Diphyllobothriidae. The record is from the annotation of a GenBank genome assembly.